Glycine soja is the source of this 2634-nucleotide messenger RNA. RefSeq lists its product as uncharacterized. The transcript is spliced from 6 exons. The coding region runs from base 131 to 646 and encodes 171 amino acids. The record is from RefSeq and is a predicted model, not a curated record. Lineage: Eukaryota; Viridiplantae; Streptophyta; Magnoliopsida; Fabales; Fabaceae.
UCCAUAUACGCGAAGAACUUCCUGUCCUUGAACAGUGUUCUAGAAGCUGUUAUUAUUGAUGCAUUUGUGCUCCCAGGCACAAACAUCCACAUGCUUACAUUAGGGGAUUAUUGGAGUUCCAAUAUCAUAGAUGUUUAUCUACACCGCAGAAACAGAAGCAGAACCCAAGAGCAGAGAAGAAUCAGAGAAUGGCAACUAUGACUGGUGUGAGCCUUUCAUGCCCCAGGGUUUUCUUCAACGCAUCAGGCUCACCGCAAAACGCGCAUGCUGUAAAGUUCUCUUUUAUUGUAUUUUGUCCAGCAGAUUCUAUGACUUGACAGGACUGCAGAAUGGAAUUCUGAAGCGAGGGAGAGAGAUUUUCCUCACUGGUUGCUACCUCCGAACUCCCACUGGAGGUUCUGGACAUUCACGUCUUUUGCCAACAGAGUAUCUUGUGAUUCUAUUGGAUGAAGACUUCCAGAAGGAAAUUGUUAAAGCAGCAAAAACAUUUACAGCUAUAGGUUAUAAGCAUAUUGAAACAGAUUCUAGUGCUGGGAAGGAAGAUUCGAAUGCAUACUCAGCAAAAUCUCAAAUAAAAUCCUUCAGGCUGAUGUAUUGCUGUUUCUUUUGGGCCUGCUUCUUAAUAUAUGCACCUCCUGUUGAUUGACUUCUGACUGCACCCCUGAAUUGCUAUCAUUUUGGCACAAAGGAGAAGAUGAGCCAGCUCAUGAGUGGUUGAAACACAUCAGGGAUGAAUUGAAACUGUGAGCAAUGCAUGUUGUCUGUUAUAUAGUAUAUAUGUAAUGGAACACGUGACUUUCUACAUUUUGCAUGGUCGCAAGACACUGUGGAUGUGUUGAUCGAGCCUUGAAUAGUGGGUCAAUCAAUAUGUUUUCCUCCGCUCUUAAGGGAAAAGAUAAACACUCUUUUGUGCAUUUUUACUUUUAGAUCUCUAUAUUAAGAGAUAUUUUACUGGCCAAUUGAUAUCGUUGAGAUAUUCUCAUGUUUGUCUAUUGAAAAUCUUGGAUAUUUGGAUGUAUCGAAAUUGUUGCCUAAGAGAGUCAACCAGAGGAAACACAAAGCUAAUUUUUCUUGCCUAAGAUCUUAUCUAGAGUAGAUAUUAAUUUUUUUGGAAGGAAAUGAAAAGGAGGAAGUGGAAGGAAUUUUAUGAAAUUUUGUAAUUAGGUUUAGUUUUUAAAAGGAGAGGAGAAAGAAAUACAAGGGAGGGAGUGGAAAAAAAAUAUUAUUAAUUUUAUUGUUCUCUUUUAAUAUUGGAAAACUUCAUAACAUAGAAAAAUUAAUAUUCUAAACAUUUUAAUAGUAUAAAGGAAAAAUAUAUUUUGACACACAAAUGUUAAUAAACACCUAAUGUGAGAGAGAUAGAUAUAGGUAUGAUAGAUAAUAUAAUGUGAUAGAAAGAAAGAUAAAAAGAAAUGAAAAUUAUUGAUAAUGUAUGAAAUAUUAAAAUAUCAAAACAUCAAUAAUACUCUGGAUUAAAACUCAUUAUUAUUUAAGUUUUAAAAUUUAAAAUUAUAAAAAUAAGAAAAUAAAUAAUUUUUUAAAAUUUCUUUCCUUUCCUUAUUAACUAAAUAAAGUAUUUAAUUAAAAUCUCCUUUCUCUCCUCUGUUAAAAUCACUUACAUUCCCUCCUCUCUAUUCAAGGAGUCUCGAGAAGCUAUUGUUAUACUUUUAUUUCUUUUUAAUAUAAAUUAGUAACCAUCAAUAUAAAACCUCAUGAGUGAUUGAAUCUAAUGAGUUUGACACAAAGGAAAAGAUGAGCCAGCUCAUGAGUGGUUGAAACACAUCAGGGAUGAAUUGAAGAUGUGAGCAAUCCAUGUUGUCUAUUAUGUAGUAUAUAUGUAAUGAAACACGUGACUUCCUGCAUAUUGCAUGUUUGCAAGACACCGUGGAUGUGUUGAUCGAGCCUUGAAUAGUGGGUCAAUCAAUAUGUUUUCCUCCUCUCUUAAGGGAAAAGAUAAACACAUGAGUGGGAAAAUACAUGAGUGGUUGAAACUAAUGGCAGUUAGGUACAAAGAAAAAAAAAAAAGAGGUAGCUGUUUACUUGUACGAGGACGUGUUCGGUGUGGGAAAAUACAAGGAUUUGGGAAACUGAUGGCAGUUAGGUACAAAGAAAAAGAGGUAGCUGUUUACUUGUACAUGGAAGUGGAGUGUGACAAAUGCAAUAUGGGAUUUGAGAACGAGGCCCUUAACGUCAGACAUCAAUCAUUACAUGUACCAUUCAAUGUGCCUUCUGUUAUUUUUUCUAUUCCGUUUCUUCUUGGCCAUCGUUUUUCUCUGUGCAUUACUGCACUGUAAGAUGCAUUUGUCUCAGCCGUCAUCAGGGAUGAAUUGAAAUUGUGAGCAAUGCAUGUUGUCUGUUAUAUAGUAUAUAUGUAAUGAAACACAUGACUUUCUGCAUAUUGCAUGGUUGCAAGACACUAUGGAUGUUGAUCGAGCCUUGAAUAUGGCAGUUAGGUACAUGGUUGGCUUGCAUUGCCGAAACAAUUGUUGUGAUACCUAGCUAGCAAAUAAUUCCUUUACAUUUGAUGGAUAAUUAAUAACUUUCGAGAUUGUUUAACUCUUUUGUUUGUGCUCACGCUGGUUUGGAAUCAAAUGUUUGACAAAAAAAUAAAUAAAAUAAUUUAUUUAAUUAAAA